CUAUCCAGGUCCACCUGCGUGUCUUCGAGCGAUGCUCAGCCCCAGCUGGGUCUCUUAUCAUCCAUGCUUUCCACUUAGUGUGACCAUUUCACCCAACUGACUGGAAACCCGGCUGAAACAAUGGGAGCGUUCGGAGUGAUGAUGAAGAUUGUGCAGUACGUAGGACUUUACCUGCAACUUAACGCAGCUCUCGGUCACGGAUACGCAGAGAUGGAUAAUCACAUCUCUGGAAAUGCUCGCUUUACAGAAGUCCCACAUGAUAUCACAACCCACAGCGGGGAGGAUGUGGAGAUGGCUUGCUCCUUCAUAGGGGCAGGUUCUCCUUCCUACUCUCUGGAGAUCCAGUGGUGGUGCAUCAAGGACCAGACAGACUUGCAAGAGAAGCUGGAGCAUAUCACUAAUAAUGUAGCAACUCUGGAGGAGAUGUUCAAAGACGCCACCAAAAUCAGUGUGGUGAAAGUGGCUGGCAGCAACAUUUCUCACAAACUCCGUCUGUCCAGCGUCAAACCCUCAGAUGAAGGCAUGUACGAGUGCCGUGUCAUCGACUACAGUGACCCUGUGGCACAGCGCCACCGUGUCCGGGCCUUCCUCCGGGUGGUGCCUGAGAACAGUCCGGAGUCACACGAUAUGCCGAUGCCUGAACAAGGACAGCGGCCACAGGGGAAUCACAGAGGGCAGGGCACCGAGGGAGAGAUCCACUGACUGUAAAGAGAGCUGUGUGCGUCCACGUGGCUAAUCUGCCCAUCUGCAUGUUCAUGACUUAUCCCUGCGAGGGAGGACUGACAUCAGCACUCAAGUCGCUGGAACCUGUGUGUUUCAUAAUUUUUGUUUUUGUCUGUCAACGUGGUUGUUUGAAAGGGAGUCCUGCUGAAUGCAAGUAACAACGUGCACCAUAAAUAAAUAAAUACAUUUUCCCUUAGUAAUCCCACAAAGGAGAAAUUCUUUCUCUGCAUUUAACCCAUUUUCUAGACGAACUAGUAGCAGUGGUCCAGCGCCCGGGGAGCAGUAAGGGUUAAGUGGUUGACCUCGGUAGCAAUCCAGUGGCUUGAACCUGGUCCUCCAGACUCCAGCCCUCCUCUGUAACCAUAGGCUACCACUCCCCCACCCAGCACAUCUGUAGGAUGAUAAUGAUGAUUAUACUUCUUCCCAUUGCUUGAAAUUCAUGUUAUGUUGUGUUUUGUUGAUCUAAUAUCAAGGGGUUGAUAUGAAUUAGGGGCUUUUCUUGUUUUAUGGUGGAUAUCCUAAGUACAGUAGUUAACGUUUCAUGGUGGAUGUGCAGAAUAGAGCACUGCAGUCGUGUCAGCUGCAACAUUUCAAUCAAAAUUUUUUAAAGCAAGUAAGAAUGCAGGUUUUUUAAAAUAAUUUAAUUAUCAUUCAUUUGAAAAAUCCAUAAAUUGCAAUGAUUUGAUUCCUGUAAUCCGUUGUGUGAAAAUAUAAUGCAUUUAGUUUUCUGAACCAACACUUAAACUAAAAGUUUGUCAAAUGCAAAUAUUUGCUUUCAUCAGAUCCAAACAACAUGAGAAGUUUAUGUUCAGCCUAAUAAUGAAGUUAUUCAGUGCUGGUUGGCCAAAUGAUAAAACGUAACUACCGGUACAUCACUGUUAGUUACAUCAAAAUCUUAACAUAAUUUCCCUAACAAAUGUGUAACUUUUUGUGUUUAAGCUUUCGUGGAAAUACUUUCU
Molecule: messenger RNA, 1682 nt
Organism: Cololabis saira (Pacific saury)
Lineage: Eukaryota; Metazoa; Chordata; Actinopteri; Beloniformes; Belonidae
Product: V-set and transmembrane domain-containing protein 2-like protein
Exons: 4
Coding region: 121-702 (193 amino acids)
Source: RefSeq, a predicted model, not a curated record